GUACGCUAUCCCUGCCUUGGCGUCUCGGCCAUACAUGUAUGUAACGUUCCGUGACACUUCUCGGAUCUUCCAGAGCCCUAAAGAGACUCGAGCGGAUCUCACGAUUGUCGAGGUUCUGGACCGCGUGCGGACGAGUGCAUCGGGUCAAAGCCGCCCAAGACAUUCAUCCACAUCAGCAUCAGCCAUGUGCUAGGCAGGGCGACCAAUCGUCAUAUCGAGGAAGUUAAGGGCACGCACAGCAGUAUGACAUCAGUUGCCUCUUUCCAGAUGCUGUACACGAUACGAUGAAAACAUACCUGUACUGAAACCUAUCGCGUUUCUACGCAAUCUCUUUAGAAUUGCUAUCCUAGGUGGAUAAUUUCUUGCAUCAUGUACCCACAGACAUGAUUGGUGAUGGUUGGCCAAGGACAAAAGAACACUGUGGUGCCAUUUGUGUCACAUCACACCACAGGAUUUUUCGGGGUCUCUUGCACGCAUCACUGUUUACCAACAAUAAACUUCCCUGGUAUCGAUACGAAGAAACUCAGUGGCUGAUACUCGGAUAA
Molecule: messenger RNA, 545 nt
Organism: Periconia digitata
Lineage: Eukaryota; Fungi; Ascomycota; Dothideomycetes; Pleosporales; Periconiaceae
Source: the annotation of a GenBank genome assembly